AUGUCCUCCAUUUUAAGCACAAGUGACAGUGAAGACUCUUCACCCUCAGUUAGGGCUCACUCCAGGGUUCUAAACUGUAAAUGGGAAGAAUGUUCGUCAAGCUUUUCCUUUCUGAACGACUUGGUAAAUCACUUGCACGAAG
Molecule: messenger RNA, 142 nt
Organism: Acaulospora morrowiae
Lineage: Eukaryota; Fungi; Glomeromycota; Glomeromycetes; Diversisporales; Acaulosporaceae
Source: the annotation of a GenBank genome assembly